CGCCACAAACCGUCUCUCUCUCUGCUCUCUCUCUCUCUCCCUCUCUCACGGAGCGGGGUUAUGGGCGCCAAAGUUGGGGUUCUGCGUUUUGACUGAACUGUGACCGUGUGAGCAAGCGACUCGCGCCUCCACCCCCUCCUCAUCGUCACAUCGUCGGCGUCGACCCGAGCUCGAGUUUUUGGCAUUUUAUUUCUUCUUUCAAUACACUUGUUGGAACCAGCCAGAGUGUAGAUGAGCUCUGGUUGACCGCGCGACUGCGACCGCGUUGCGCGUGUGACCGACGCCAUGGCGCAGGAAGAUGAAGACAUUCUUGACGGCCUCGAUGAGGCGUUGGGGGAGAUGGAGCUGCAAAUGCCAACCGUGGAUCGCGAUGCCCUCACCAAGCAUUCGCUGGUCACUCUCUCCGAGCCCGAGGGCAAGGCCCUGCGGGCCCUCCUCGACUCCCUCUUGGUCGAAGGCAACGGUGAAGCUGUCUACACGAUUGGCACAGCCGUAGAACAAGAAGCUCCCGGCCUGGCCGAGGAGGAGCUGGCGCAGGCCCGCGACAACUUGGAAAAGCUCUGCAGCAAACUCAAUGCGGAAGUCUCCGAGGUGCGCCGUCGCCAUGAGGAACAAGGCUGGGUGCAAGAGGUCCUCAUUCGUCGACGCUGCGAGGGCGCUGAUUUCAUCGAAGUUCGCGUCGCCGUCGUGGGAAACGUCGAUGCGGGCAAGAGUACCCUCUUGGGCGUUUUGACGCAUGACGUGCUUGACAAUGGCCGUGGUCGCUCUCGUCAAAAGCUUUUCCGUCACCAGCACGAGAUCGACUCGGGUCGCACCUCGAGCGUGGCGCAUGACAUUUUGGGGUUUGAUGCCCGGGGCCAAGUGGUCAACCGCCCCGGCCACGAUGGCAAGAUUGACUGGGUGCAAGUGUGCACCGACGCUGCCAAGGUCGUCACCUUUAUCGAUCUGGCUGGCCACGAACGCUACCUCAAGACCACCGUCUUUGGCCUGACGGGUCACGUGCCCCACUUUGCCAUGCUCAUGAUUGGCUCCAACGCUGGCAUUGUCGGCAUGACCAAAGGUUUCGUUUCCCUCACGAAACAACGCUGGAUUCGAGUAGAGCACUUGGGCCUGGCGCUGGCGCUCAACGUGCCCGUCUAUGUGGUCGUCACCAAGAUUGACAUGUGCCCCCCCAACGUCCUUGAUGCGACGCUCAAGCUUCUGCAAAAGAUUUUAAAGUCACCGGGCUGCCGCAAGAUUCCCCUGAUGGUUUCCAACGUCGAUGAUGUGGUCGUCGCUGCCACUAACUUCAUCUCUGAGCGGGUGUGCCCCAUCUUCCAAGUGUCCAACGUCACGGGGGAGAACCUGGAUCUGCUCAAGCUCUUUAUGAACCUACUCAACUCCCACUCGCCCAAGACCGACGCUGCCCCCGCCGAGUUUCAAAUCGACGACACCUUUAGCGUCCCCGGCGUGGGCACGGUCGUAUCGGGCACCAAUCUGCGCGGCACCGUGCGUGUCAACGACACGCUGCUUUUGGGACCCGACUCGCUGGGCACCUUUCGUCCCGUGGUCAUCAAAGGCAUUCAUCGCCGUCGCACCCCCACCAAGAAGGUGCCCCGCUCGUUCAUCCGCAAGGGCAUGGUCAUGGUGGCACCCGAAGUGGAGCCCGUGGCUACUUGGGAGUUUGAAGGCGAGCUGUUGGUCCUGCAUCAUCCGACCACCAUCUCCGUCAAGUAUGAAGCCGUCGUGCACUGUGGUAGCGUGCGCCAGACCGCCAGCAUCAUUUCCAUGGACAAGCUGCACAUUCGAACUGGGGACAAGACGACUGCGCGCUUCCGCUUUGUGCGCAACCCCGAAUACCUGCGGGAAGGUGAUCGGCUCAUCUUUCGCGAAGGUCGAACCAAAGCCGUGGGCACGGUGACCCGCCUUUUCUCGUGAGCACGGGUGACGCCCAAGUCGCUGGUGCGGAUAAUGGGAUGAUUGAGACCUUGAGCAAAGGCCCCAUCGUAAAGACCAACGUCUGCCCCGUCUGGAAUGACGUCCAAUGUUCACAUGUACAAAGACGAAUCAAGCCGAGUUGGCGAGUUGAACAUGGUUCGGAAACGGGUGCAAGGCGGAGAUCUUGUGCGGCAGUGCCGCUUCUCGUGCGUGAAUUGUAAAAGAUUUGUUUUCAGACGCCUGCGCAACAUUCAAUUGAUGCAUUUGAU
Monosiga brevicollis MX1 is the source of this 2186-nucleotide messenger RNA. RefSeq lists its product as uncharacterized. Gene Ontology annotation, biological process: translational elongation. The transcript has 9 exons. The record is from RefSeq and is a predicted model, not a curated record. Gene Ontology annotation, molecular function: GTP binding; translation elongation factor activity; GTPase activity. Lineage: Eukaryota; Choanoflagellata; Craspedida; Salpingoecidae. The coding region runs from base 286 to 1917 and encodes 543 amino acids.